AUGUAUGUUGUUGCUACACUGAGGGCCAUUCUUUGCCUCGUUUUCGUAAAUGUAGUGAUUUGUGUUCGUUUUGAGUCUAAAUUUGACUCCAAAGAUGGGUGUAAACUUAAAUUUUGCAGCAAUUCUUUAUUUUUUGUAAAUUGCCUGAAAAAUUUAUCGCAACUUGGCGGCGCUUGUUGCCGUCUUAAGUACAACGGCAAAACUGCCUUUUAUCGCUCGAGGGCCCCUUUAAACUCGUCUGAACAUGACGAUAAGGGCUCGGACGGUGACUUGGACAGGAUUCUCAUUGGCCUUGAGAACCCUCAGGACAUCAGGGGCCCUUACAUCUCUCCCGACGGCAUGGUCGUCAAUAAAAAGAAGAUGCUCUACUCCACCGGUGAACUGUGCCACGUGGACGACUUCUUUGAGGGCAAGUUCCGCGUGGAGUGGACCGUCAGGGGCGUCAAGGAGGUUUGGCGCGUUUUUGUCACUUUUUUUCAGAAGCUUCAGUACCGCUACAGGGACACUCACACUCUGCCCCUUAGCACCAGCCGCUUCACCCUCGCUGGCAUCAAGGGUUUCGUUCUCAGACUAUGGCUUGACGGCCACAGGGGAUCUGAAAAGGGGCACAUUGCCAUGAGUCUCGUUCAGCAGGAGCACUGGUCCUCUCUCGACUCUCCCAUUUGCUUAUUUGCUGGCAAGGUUGUCAGGGGUCCCUUUUUCUACCGUUCCCCCGACUACUUUAAGGCUGCCAAGUCUCUUUGUCGGCUUGAGGACGUUCUUGAGAACAACACCAUCAGGCUCGGCGUCAUGAUUGCGACUCGUGACGACUCCAACGUUAAUUCCUAG
Messenger RNA from Theileria orientalis strain Shintoku, 828 nucleotides. RefSeq lists its product as hypothetical. The transcript is spliced from 3 exons. Lineage: Eukaryota; Apicomplexa; Aconoidasida; Piroplasmida; Theileriidae. Bases 1 to 828 code for a protein of 275 amino acids. The record is from RefSeq and is a predicted model, not a curated record.